Molecule: messenger RNA, 660 nt
Organism: Nicotiana attenuata
Lineage: Eukaryota; Viridiplantae; Streptophyta; Magnoliopsida; Solanales; Solanaceae
Product: RNA-directed DNA polymerase homolog
Exons: 4
Coding region: 1-660 (219 amino acids)
Source: RefSeq, a predicted model, not a curated record
AUGUGCAUUGAUUACCAGCAAUUGAACAAGGUGACGAUAAAGAACAAGUAUCCACUGCCGAGGAUUGAUGAUUUGUUUGACCAGCUUCAGGGUGCAAAGGUGUUUUCAAAGAUACACUUGAGAUCUGGCUACCAUCAGUUGAGGAUUAGAGCAUCUGAUGUCCCUAAGACAGCAUUCCGCACUCGGUACGGGCAUUAUGAGUUCCUGGUCAUGUCGUUUGGGUUGACCAAUGCCCCAGCAGCAUUCAUGGAGUUGAUGAACCGAGUGUUCAGGCCAUAUUUGGACAUGUUCGUGAUAGUCUUUAUUGAUGAUAUUCUGGUGUACUCCCGCAGCCAGGAGGAGCACGAGCAGCACCUCAGAGUGGUUCUUCAGACUCUGAAGGAUAGUCAGUUGUAUGCUAAGUUCUCGAAGUGCGAAUUCAUGGUCUCAGAUCCAUGCUCUCACGCUUCUCAUUUUGAGCCUCCAGAUGAAACUGAAAAACCCGCUAAGAUAGUGGAGCAAGAUGAGAUAUCCAGGAAGGUGAAAAUCUUUGAGCAGUCUUUAAGAAUCAUGCGAGGGUUGGCAGGGUUGGUCAACGGAACGAAUGAGCCACUUGGUGAAGACAAUGUGAUUGAAGUUGGUGAAGGUCCCAGUGAUAUUGAUGUGGAACUCAGUGGCUAA